Molecule: messenger RNA, 653 nt
Organism: Tetranychus urticae (two-spotted spider mite)
Lineage: Eukaryota; Metazoa; Arthropoda; Arachnida; Trombidiformes; Tetranychidae
Source: RefSeq, a predicted model, not a curated record
AUGUGGAGUCUUGAUAAAUAUCGACAAGAAGGUGUUUCAUGUUUAGAUGUGAAAUGGACUUGGAAAGAGUGGUCUGAAAGGAUUCAUGCCAAUUUUGAAGAUAAGUUUUGGAUUCCACCAGAAUCAGUUGAUCCAUUAGUUAAUUGUCGAGAAAUUUAUAAAGAUUCUGUUGAGGCUACUCAUGCCUGGCAAGAUUUUCAACUGAGACACAACUUUUUAGUUGCAAUGACAGUUGCACCUGAACUUUUCACCAGAUCUGGUGCUGUUAAAGCCCUAGAAAUGGCUGAAAAUGUUUUAUUUGGCCCAUUUGGAAUUAAAACCCUUAAUCCAAGUGAUUGGAACUACAGAGGAGAUUACAUCAAUUCCGAUGAUUCCAAUGAUCCCAAAGUCGCUCAUGGUUUCAAUUACCAUCAAGGACCAGAAUGGCUUUGACCAGUGGGAUACUUUUAUCGCGCCUACCUUAAACACAACAAUGACAAAAGUGCCAUAACGAAUAAAAUGAUGAAAACUGUGUCCAAUCAUGCUGUUGCCAUCGAGACAAGUCCGUGGUUUGGUCUUCCUGAAUUGACAAAUUCGGAAGGUAAAUACUGCCCUGAUAGUUGUCAAAUACAAGCCUGGACAAUAGGAACACUGUUGGACUGUUUACAUGAUGC